This is a messenger RNA of Cotesia congregata, 3738 nucleotides long. The record is from the annotation of a GenBank genome assembly. NCBI's taxonomy places the organism in Eukaryota, Metazoa, Arthropoda, Insecta, Hymenoptera, Braconidae.
AUGGCAAGAAGAAGAAGCUUGAAUCGUCGUCGUUCACGAGGAUCCCUGAAUAAUUCAGGUGUUCUCAAUGAUGACACCAAUGUCUACAAUGACGAUGAUGAACUCUGGUUCAGACGUCUCCCUGAUGAAUCUAAUAUGUCAAAGUACUUAGGAUCUACGUCUUCCUCCAGGUACUCAAAGUCCAUUUUAAAUCCUGACUCUGGUGUAAUUCAACUUCUGGGUAGUGAUGAAUCCUUUUGGCACCGGUUGGAUGAUAGUGACUCAAAUAUGAUGCCACGGAAAGGGACUCAACCUAGUCCUAAGAAAUCUGUUAGGAAAUCUAACAUUACAAACGAAACACUAACAUCAGAGUCAUCGACAAUCCCUCUACCAAAGCGCAGAAAGCUCUUAGGCUCCAAACCCCGUAAAAGCACCGGAGACGUUUUCUCCCAAGCAUUUGACUCCGAACCAGCCGUUGAAUCCGAGCCAGUACGAGCAUCCAACCGGUACGUCCAAGACCCCCGUCAGUCUUUAUCUCAAAGCGAAAUGAUAGACCGAGGUCACCGUUCAGGCUUCCAGUCAUCAGAAAGCGAGCACGAGCCACGAGCCAAGAGAACUAUAUUCAAGAAACCUCGCCGCGCUAGUUCCGGUAUUUCCCGAGUUUCUCUUUACGAAAAAGUCCUCGACGAAACUGACGUAUCAGCAGUUGGACCUUCUCAGCCUCCCGAGAACCACAGAACCAUCGUCAAGCCUCGUACCACAUUUUCUAACUCACCUCGGUAUAGUUCUCAGAACAAGAACAAUCUAAGCCAACAAAGCAAAAAUGGAGAUGGAACCAUAGAGAGCGACAGUGAUCUUGAUCUAGCGUCUCAACAACGUCCGCGAUUCAGACAACAUCCAGCUCAAUCUGGAGAUCCUUUUGCUAGUAUCAUUAGUGAAACUAGUUCUGAAAAAGAAACGAGCCCUAAUCAGUCCAAAAAAUCAAUAUCAAUAUCAGAAUCUAGAAGAGACGAAAAUUUAAGACCAGAAUUAGAAGAUCAGGAUGAAAAUGAUAAUAAAUCUUUGACUUCAGGAGGAUCUAAAUCUAAUUCAAGAAGCAGUAAUAAUUUUGUACUUCGUGACUCAGCUGGUGAACAUUCUGAUAGAGGCAAAAAUUUACCAAGAACUCGUGCAUCUUCGGUACAUUCUGAUAUUUCGGAAAACAAAUCUUCAACGACUAGCAUCAGUGAAACUUUUAAGUCAAUAGAAAAUCUUCCUUUGGAGGAAGAGAUCAAUAGUCAGGAUUAUGAGCCUAUUGAAGAAGAAGUUAGUGAAGAGCCAAUGGAAACUGAUGCUCCAGAAGAUCAAAUUGUGGAUCCAAGCCAAAGUCAGAAAACUCUUGAAGAAGGUACUAUUGAAGAGGCUUCAGAUUUUACAGCUGAUGAUUUUGAGAAAGAUGAAGAGGUUGUUGAUAAAGAAAAUAGAAAGAGUCUUAAUAAUUUAGAGAAUGCUGAUGUUUCUCAGGGUGAGAAGAGUCCAAAGAAAGGUAGAAAGAGUAGACAAACUUCUGAUGCGAUUAUUGCUAGUCAGCAAGAGAAGGAGGUUUCAAGGGUUGAAUUGAAUGAUAGGCGCAGGACUAGGCAAAGUGAAGGUGAUUCAAUUAGAAAUGGUUCUCAAGUUCGGGGUGAGGUGAAGAAGAAGAGUGUAGGGAAGAAAUCUCAUAGGAGAGUUUCUGAGGUUGAUAAAUUGGCUUCGGAAAUUGAAGCUGAUAAAAGUUUGAGUGGGUCGGCGAGGAAAACGAGGUCUGGAAGAGUUUUGGAGGAUGGAACUCCUGAGAAAAGUUUGGGGAAGAAAUCCCCUGGUAAGGCUAAGGCAAGAAGGUCUAAGGAUAAAGUAAAUGAAGAGGAAGUUGGAGUUAGUUUGACGGAUUCACAGAGGAAGACUAGGUCUGGGAGGGUUUUUAAGGAAAUUUUGAGGGAUGAUAAUGAGUUUGCUGAGCGGUCGAGAAUUAUAGUUGAGGAGGGAAAGAAGGUUCAGAGGAGAAUUUUUGGAGAUUCUGAUGAUGGGGAUGAGGAUGAAGAUGAGGUGGUGAAUAGGAAGAUUAUAGUUCUGAGAGGUAGAGGGAAUGUGAGGUUAGGAGGAAAAGAUCAUAGUCAGAAAAGUUUUGAUGAAAGAGGAGAAGUAGAGAGUCAGGAAGCUGGAAAAAGUUUUAGGGGUGAAGAAGUGGGUUCAGUUGUUGGGGAUUUAGAGGGUGGAGAAGGAAGUAAAGUAGAUGAUCAAGAAGAUGAUCGAGAAGAUGAGGAGGAAGUUAGUCAGGAUAGAAGUAAUCAGGAAGAUAAUGAGGAAAGUCAGGAAGUCGAAAAUCAGGAAGGUACUGAGGAAGUUAGUCGGAAAAAUGGUGAAGAAAUAAGUCCAGAAGUUGAAAAUGAAGAAGAAGAAGAAGAUAUAAGUCUAGCAGUAGAAAAUCAGGAAGUUGAUGAAGAAAUAAGCCUAGUAGAAAAUCAAGAAGAAGAAAUAAGUCGAGAAGUAGAAAAUCAGGAAGGUGAUAAAGAAAUAAGCCUAGAAGUGGAUAAUAAAGGAGAUGAAGAAGAAGAAAAAGAAGAAAUAAGUCAAGGAGUAGAAAAUCAGGAAGGUGAUGAAGAAAUAAGCCUAGAAGUGGAUAAUAAAGAAGAUGAAGAAGAAAUACCUGAAAAAACUCCUCGUAAAAAAAAAGAAAUAAGUAGAAUUGAAAGUACAGACCGUAAAAAAAAUAAAUCAAUUUCUAAACGUAAAUCUAAAUUAGGUUCACCGAAACAUUCUUCAACGCGUUAUUUUAAUAAAGAUAAAAGUUUAGAUGAGCUUGAUAGUGAUGAAAUUGAUGAAGAGUUGGAUAAGUAUGUUAGAAAUACUUCCAAGAUGUCUUCACAAAAUAAAAGUAAACCUAGAGAAAUAAAUCCGACUCCUAGUGACUUACCCUUCCGUGAAAGUGAUUCUGACAAUGAUAAUUUAGGUGAAGUUAAUGAGGCUAUUGAAGAAGCUAGAACAUUAGAAACUGGACCUAGUACGUCAAGAAGGACAGUGAAUAAGGCUGUAGAAUCUAAUAAGUCAGGGUCUAAGCAGCUUCAGAGUAACCAGAGGUCAAUCUUGAGCUUUUUUAGCAACACCACUGCAAGACCGUCUUUGCAUAUCAGUACCAAGCCGCUCGCGUCUUCGGAUUUGUUGAAAGAAGUCGAUGCUAAAAUGAAGGAAAUAAAGAAGCGGCGCGACGAGUCUUUUGCUAAGCAAAUGGAGGAAGAAAUGGCUGUUAUUAAGGCGAAGCCGGUGAAGUUGAUGCCGGUGAAGAAGAAAGUUGGUGUCAGUUUGGUUAAGAAGAAUGUUAAGGCUAAAGAGAUUAAUAAGGCGUUUAUUGUUAAUGGGGUAGUCUAUAGGAAGCCAAGGUUGCCAAGGCCGAAGCACUGGGCCACUGAUAGGCUGUAUAAAUUUUUGUGGAAGAAAAUGGAAGCUAAAUAUGAGCUCCAGACAAGACUCAAGUCGGAAAAAUUUGUCACUGAGCUUGCUAAGGCUGUUGAAGUUAUUAUAAAGAAGAAAGAGUACAAGGAUUACAAAUUUGUGCUGGAAGAACUGAUGAAGAAAAUGGCACGGUUGGGGAUUAUUGUUACGAGGAAGGAUUUUUAUGAUUUUUGCUAUGAUUUUCUGCCGUAUGAGUUCAGGGAGAAGGUCACUCCUAUGCUGCUUCCUGGAGCUGUUCAUCUAGUCCCGUUUGAGCCGCAGAAACUCAAUACACCGAUAUUGGAAGGUUGA